UCUCCGUGACCUUCAAACCAAACCAAGCACAAACAGGGAAGCGUAGCCGCAACCUCCAUCCCGAACUACACGCACACCACCCAGAUCAAAGCCACCGUCGGUCCCCCCGAAGAAGGGACCACAAAGUGAUCUUCUCUUCGCUCGAUCGGAUCGUUUCCUCGUGCCGUAGCGGCGAGGAGGAUAGUGCCGGGAGGUGGGGGGGGGGCGUGAUUUUGCCGGUUUGGAGCGAGACAGGGGUAUGAGCUGUUUUGCGCACCGCCGCUGCUCCGACGUCGCCCGCCGCCAGGACGGCCUCCUCGUCUUCGUCUUCUUCAUCUCGAUUCCCAUACGUAGUGUCAGUAGUAAAUCCAAUUUAAGUAGUAAUAGUAGUAGUAAUCUUUUGUAAACUGCGUUCGUGUUCGGGGUUGCGUGUACGAAAACGGAGGGAUCUUCUGUUGUUUAUUCCUCUUUCUCUUCUUCUUCCUCGGCGGCGGCUAUGGAUCCCAAUGGCCUCAAAACUGGAGGCCUUUUGCUCCCGACCAUUGAGAGGCGGUGCUCGUCGCCUCCAUCCGUCAUAGUAAUCGGUGGGGGUAUCUCGGGGGUUGCAGCUGCUCGUGCUCUCUCCAAUUCUUCAUUUAAGGUGACUGUUUUGGAGUCCAGAGAUCGUAUUGGUGGUCGUGUUCAUACCGACUACUCCUUCGGAUGCCCAAUUGAUAUGGGAGCCUCAUGGCUGCACGGUGUGUGUAAUGAGAAUUCACUGGCGCCAUUGAUCGGCUAUCUUGGGCUGAGGUUAUAUCGCACUAGCGAUGACAACUCUGUUCUGUAUGAUCAUGAUUUAGAAAGUUAUGCCCUUUUCGAUAAGGAUGGCAAUCAAGUCCCAAAAGAGAUAGUUGAGAAGGUUGGAGAAACGUUUCAGAGAAUUCUUGAAGAGACUCUGAAAGUACGUGAUGAGCAGGAAAAUGACAUGCCCCUUAUACAGGCAAUUUCUAUAGUGUUUGAGAGGCACCCCAAUCUGAAGCUAGAAGGGCUAGAUGAUCAAGUCUUACAGUGGUGUGUCUGCCGGCUUGAGGCAUGGUUUGCUGCAGAUGCGGAUGAAAUAUCUCUGAAAAACUGGGAUCAGGAGCGUGUUCUUACUGGCGGACAUGGACUGAUGGUAAAUGGAUACUAUCCUGUAAUUGAAGCUCUUGCUCAAGGCCUUGACAUCCGGCUUAAUGAAAGGGUCUCCAAAAUCACCCGGCAAUACAAUGGAGUCAAGGUCACUACUGAAGAUAGCACAGACUACUUCGCCGAUGCUUGCAUAAUCACUGUGCCACUCGGUGUGCUCAAGGCAAACAUAAUCAAGUUUGAGCCUGAACUGCCCCCUUGGAAGAGUUCCGCGAUCGCGGACCUCGGUGUUGGUAUUGAGAACAAGAUCGCCAUGCACUUUGACAGAGUCUUCUGGCCCAACGUUGAGGUGCUGGGGAUGGUUGGUCCGACGCCUAAAGCAUGUGGAUACUUCCUGAACCUCCACAAGGCCACCGACAAUCCGGUGCUGGUGUACAUGGCCGCUGGGAGAUUCGCGCAGGCAGUGGAGAAACUGACAGACAAGGAAGCCGUCGAUUUGGUCAUGUCUCACCUGAAGAAGAUGCUUCCAGAUGCUACUGAACCUACGCAGUACUUGGUAUCGCGCUGGGGUUCUGACCCGAACUCUCUCGGGUCCUACUCGUGCGACCUGGUCGGGAAGCCGGCCGACGUGUGCGUGAGGUUCUCUGCCCCCGUGGAGAACCUGUACUUCGCCGGUGAGGCGGCCAGCGCCGACCAUUCGGGGUCCGUGCACGGCGCGUACUCGUCGGGCCUCGCCGCCGCCGAGGACUGCCGGAAGCGCCUCCUGACGCAGAAGGGCGUCCCGGACCUCGUCCAGGUCGCGGCCUGGGAGGAGGUGGCUGGAGCCGUCGCUCCUCUGCAGAUUUGCAGAACUUGAACAGCUUCAUCUGCAGAUUUGGUACUGCUUCAUUAAACCAAUGGGUGCAAAGAGGCGUGAUCCGUCCAAGUUGGCGCGCACAAUGCAUUACAAAAUUCUUAAAUUUCCAUUGUAAUAUGUCUAAAAAACCUUUUAUCAUCUUGCUUGGAACAAGUUGAGGUCGAUGCCUGAGUUGAUGCACUCGGACACUACUUCGAUCAUGUUACCUUUUCUUUCCUUUUUUAAAAGAAAUCCUAUACCAGACAUGAGACAUGUUUGUGGAUUGAAUGUUCGUA
Messenger RNA from Phragmites australis (common reed), 2214 nucleotides. RefSeq names its product polyamine oxidase 4. Gene Ontology annotation, cellular component: peroxisome. Lineage: Eukaryota; Viridiplantae; Streptophyta; Magnoliopsida; Poales; Poaceae. Gene Ontology annotation, molecular function: polyamine oxidase activity. The record is from RefSeq and is a predicted model, not a curated record. Gene Ontology annotation, biological process: polyamine catabolic process. The coding region runs from base 476 to 1939 and encodes 487 amino acids. The transcript is spliced from 10 exons.